AUGGGUAUCUUCAAAACAGCGAUUCUGCUCGCUGGAGCUUCGCUGAACGUGCUUGCAUCUCAAUUUCCUCUCAAUGACGCCGACUCACCCCUAGCCUCAACCUUCCAGGUCCACCAGAGCUCUCUGUCACCGGAGCACUCAAUUCGCAUCAAAGAGCAGGUAGAUGACUCGAUUUGCGACGCGCGUGUCAAGCAGUACACGGGAUGGCUCGAUAUCGGAAACCAGCACUUGUUCUUCUGGUACUUUGAGAGCAAGAAUGCUCCCGCCACUGAUCCUCUGGUCUUGUGGUUGACCGGAGGUCCCGGUGGUUCAUCUAUGCUGGGAUUGCUCCAAGAACUUGGACCUUGUCUCAUCAAUGAGCAUGGUAACGGAACAGUUCACAACCCUUACGGCUGGAAUGCAAACGCAAACUACAUCUUUGUUGACCAACCCGCUGGUGUUGGGUUCUCGUACCUGGACAAAGAUGAGCCCAUACCUGGCAACUCGUUUGUCGCUGCCGAUAGUAUGCACAAGUUCAUGCAGCUAUUCACAACCGAAGUCUUCCCAGAUCUUGCCAACAGACCGUUCCAUAUUUCCGGAGAGAGUUAUGGUGGCCACUACAUUCCCAUAUUGGGAGCUACAAUUGUCGCACAGAACAAUCUCUACCCCAAACGCCCCCAGGUUAACCUCGAGUCUGUGCUCAUCGGAAACGGCUAUGUCUCACCUCUGGACACCGCCUUUGGAUACUGGGAGACCCUUUGCACAACCAACCCCGGUGUCAGUGAGCCUAUAUUCAACAGCACUCGCUGCGACAUAAUGGCUGCCAACCUUCCACGAUGCCUGGAUCUUGCACGUGUAUGCUAUGAGCACCCCGACCACGCCAUCUGUAGUGCUGCAUCGGAAGUAUGCUGGGAGGGAGUGAUCAAGUGGUACGACGGCGAGUCAGGAUCCAACGGUGGGAGAAACAGAUUUGACAUCAGUGUUCCAUGUCAAUCAGAUGAUGAUCUGUGUUACAAGGAAAGUGCACUCAUUCAAAACUACCUCAACUUACCACGCGUCUUCAAAGCUUUGGGCGUUCCAAGUGCGUUGACCAACUACUCGAUUCUUUCCUGGGACGUAGCAGAAGCAUUUGAACUGGGCAUUGAUACAGGUAUCAGCACUCAAUCCCAGAUUCUCUACUUGCUCAACCACGAUAUCGACGUGUUGAUGUACCAAGGAAAUCUGGAUCUUGCAUGCAACACUGCCGGAAACCUCAAGUGGAGUAAUAGUAUGGAGUGGAAGGGACAGCCAGCUUACGUUGCUCAACGACCAAAGGCGUGGGGUGCUUGGGGUGAGGAGAUUGGGUGGUACAAGGAGGUCAAGAUCCAGAUGGGUGCUUCUGAUAAGAAGACUACCUUUUCGUUUGCUACAGUCGACGGAGCUGGGCAUAUGGUCCCUCAGGGUAAGCCCAAGCAGGCUCUGGAAUUGGUCAACCGAUGGCUCAAGAAGCGCACUUUCGCCGGUUGA
Messenger RNA from Fusarium pseudograminearum CS3096, 1485 nucleotides. RefSeq lists its product as uncharacterized. Gene Ontology annotation, cellular component: fungal-type vacuole. The transcript is spliced from 3 exons. Gene Ontology annotation, molecular function: serine-type carboxypeptidase activity. Gene Ontology annotation, biological process: proteolysis. The record is from RefSeq and is a predicted model, not a curated record. Lineage: Eukaryota; Fungi; Ascomycota; Sordariomycetes; Hypocreales; Nectriaceae. The coding region runs from base 1 to 1485 and encodes 494 amino acids.